Messenger RNA from Orcinus orca (killer whale), 2145 nucleotides. Its product is annotated as rac GTPase-activating protein 1-like. The record is from RefSeq and is a predicted model, not a curated record. Gene Ontology annotation, biological process: signal transduction. The transcript is spliced from 2 exons. Bases 173 to 2071 code for a protein of 632 amino acids. Lineage: Eukaryota; Metazoa; Chordata; Mammalia; Artiodactyla; Delphinidae.
GGAAGUUCUCUGCCAUUGGGUGAGGCGCGGAGGGAAGUGGAAGGCCGCCCAGAAACGUCAUCAUACUCUUCAAUGUGGAAGGUGAGCUUUUCGAGUUAUCGAAAGUGUUCAGAGAAGACGCAUUUCCUAUAGCUUAAUCAUUCAACAGGCACUUAUUAAGUGCAAAAUAAAGAUGGGUACUUUGAUGCUGAAUAUGCGGAAUCUGUUUGAGCAGCUUGUAUGCCGGAUGGAGAUUCUCAGUGAAGGAAAUGAAGUCCAAUUUAUCCAGUUGGCCAAGGACUUUGAAGAAUUCCGUAAAAAGUGGCAGAGAACAGAUCACGAGCUGGGCAAACACAAGGAUCUUUUGAUGAAAGUAGAGACUGAGCGUAGUGCUCUGGAUGUUAAGCUGAAGCAUGCACGCAAUCAGGUGGAGGUAGAGAUCAAACGGAGACAGCGAGCUGAGGCUGACUGUGAAAAGCUGGAAAGACAGAUUCAGCUGAUUCGAGAGAUGCUCAUGUGUGACACAUCUGGCAGCAUUCAACUAAGCGAGGAGCAAAGAUCAGCUCUGGCUUUUCUCAACAGAGGCCAACCGUCCAGCGGCAAUGCUGGGAACAAAAGACUGUCAACCAUUGAUGAAUCUGGCUCCAUUUUAUCAGAUAUCAGCUUUGACAAGACUGAUGAAUCGCUGGAUUGGGAUUCUUCUUUGGUAAAGACUUUUAAACUGAAGAAGAGAGAAAAGAGGCGCUCUAGUAACCAACAGUUCAUUGAUGGUCCCCCCGGACCUGUAAAGAAAACUCGUUCCAUUGGCUCCACAGCAGACCAGGGAAAUGAAUCCAUAGUUGCAAAAACUACAGUUACUGUUCCCAAUGAUGGCGGGCCCAUUGAAGCUGUGUUCACUACUGAGACUGUGCCAUGUUGGACCAGGAACCGAAGGAAAACAGGGACUUUACAGCCUUGGAAUAGUGACUCCACCUUGAGCAGCAGGCAGCCAGAGCCCAAAACCGACACAGACGGCUCCAACACUCCACAAAGCAAUGGAGGGAUGCGCCUGCAUGACUUUGUCUCUAAGACGGUUAUUAAACCCGAAUCUUGUGUACCAUGUGGAAAGCGAAUAAAGUUUGGCAAGCUAUCUCUAAAGUGUCGAGACUGUCGUGUGGUCUCUCAUCCAGAAUGUCAGGACCGCUGUCCCCUUCCCUGCAUUCCUACCCUGAUAGGAACACCUGUCAAGAUCGGAGAAGGAAUGCUGGCAGAUUAUGUGUCCCAGACUUCUCCAAUGAUCCCUUCAAUUGUUGUCCACUGUGUAAAUGAGAUUGAGCAGAGAGAGCUGACCGAGACAGGCCUGUAUCGGAUCUCAGGUUGUGACCGGACAGUAAAAGAGCUGAAAGAGAAAUUCCUCAGAGUGAAAACUGUACCCCUCCCCAGCAAAGUGGAUGACAUCCAUGCUAUCUGUAGCCUCCUGAAAGACUUCCUUCGAAACCUCAAAGAACCCCUUCUGACCAUUCGGCUAAACAAGACCUUUAUGGAAGCAGCAGAAAUCACAGAUGAGGACAACAGCAUAGCUGCCAUGUACCAGGCUGUUGGUGAACUGCCCCAGGCCAACAGAGACACAUUAGCUUUCCUCAUGAUUCACUUGCAGAGAGUGGCUCAGAGCCCAAGCACUAAAAUGGAUGUUGCCAAUCUGGCUAAAGUCUUUGGCCCUACAAUGGUUGCCCAUGCUGUGCCCAAUCCAGAUCCAGUGAUAAUGUUACAGGACAUCAAGCGUCAACCCAAGGUGAUAGAGCACCUGCUUUCACUACCCCUGGAAUACUGGAGUCAGUUCAUGAUGGUGGAACAAGAGAACAUUGACCCCAUGCAUGACAUCGAAAACUCAAAUGCCUUUUCAACACCACAGACCCCAGAUGUUAAAGUGAAUUUACUGGGGCCUGUGACCACUCCUGAGCAUCAGUUCCUCAAGACUCCUUCAUCCAGCUCCCUGUCACAGAGAGUCUGCUUCACCCUCACCAAGAACACUCCCAGAUUCGGGAGCAAAAGCAAGUCUGCCACCAACCUAGGACGACAAGGCAACUUUUUUGCUUCUCCAAUGCUCAAGUGAAGUCACAUCUCCUCUUACUUGCCAGCGUUUACUGACUACAAGGAAGGGCGCACCUGUACUCUCUGCUCUGCAGC